Molecule: messenger RNA, 885 nt
Organism: Schizosaccharomyces japonicus yFS275
Lineage: Eukaryota; Fungi; Ascomycota; Schizosaccharomycetes; Schizosaccharomycetales; Schizosaccharomycetaceae
Product: mitochondrial 37S ribosomal protein MRPS9
Exons: 2
Coding region: 1-885 (294 amino acids)
Biological process (GO): translation
Cellular component (GO): cytoplasm; ribosome
Molecular function (GO): structural constituent of ribosome
Source: RefSeq, a predicted model, not a curated record
AUGAACGGGAGGACUCCUCUUAACGUCGGACGCCGUCGGCCAUUUGUAUUGAUCAUCAUUACUAAAAUGCAAUUCAUAUGCCCAAAAUUAACGCCUUACCGCUUGUUUUCACCGCUGCAAUUACCCUGUUUGUUAGGUCGUAGGGGUAUACAAACAUUGCAAGUUGUACCAAGCACAAACACGUACUUUACGUCUAAUGUCCCUUUUCAUACUAUCUAUUUACGUUUAGAGGAGCUGUUACAUUCGUGCCGUCCAUGGGUUUUCGCUGCUCCAGAACAUGUACCUUUACCAAAAUGGAAAUCUCUUGAAGAGUACAGAAGGGAAUUUCACGACACAAAAACGAACACCUUGGAGUAUAGAAGAAUCACAAACAUUUUAAACGAACUCAAUCGGUUAAGCUCUGAGUUUCGACCAAGUUAUGUUGAUGAAGUGUUGAAUAUGUUUCGCAGUGAAACAACCGCUGCUGGAAGCGUGCUCACAGAAAAGACGCCAGAUCAUUUGGGUUGCUCUUCCGCACGGGGGUUGCGGAAAUCAAGUCGUUCAUCUGUUCGUAUGGUUCCCGGACAUGGAUUAAUUUAUGUUAAUGGUGUCCCCAUUCAUCAAUAUUUCGGUCGUCUCCAUGAUAGAAAACAUGUUCUUGAACCAUUGGUAUACACAGGACGCAUCCUGUCAUAUAACGUCUGGGCUCUAGUACGCGGGGGCGGUACAACGGGUCAAGCCGGUGCUGUUCGUACUGGUAUUUGUCAUGCUCUUCUCAUUCAAGAACCUGAUCUUAAGCCCAUUCUGAGGGCAAACAAGUGUGUUACAUACGAUGUUCGUCGUGUUGAACGUAAAAAAACCGGUCAACCAAAAGCCCGUAAAAAGUACACCUGGGUAAAACGCUAA